Molecule: messenger RNA, 5118 nt
Organism: Porites evermanni
Lineage: Eukaryota; Metazoa; Cnidaria; Anthozoa; Scleractinia; Poritidae
Source: the annotation of a GenBank genome assembly
GCCUUUGGCUAUGACAUUAACAACUGUCUCUUCAGUCAUUGGACACCUUUUAAAGUUGUUGAAAAAGGCAAUGCCGUAUUACAAAAGCAGGUUGCGUGUGGCGGGAAACAACUCUGUUAUGGUACUCCUCCUAACCCAAAUAACACGCCAGAGCAACAAAAAUUUCACAAAGCACAGUUUGCCGUCUGUUACAACACGGCAACACGUAUUCCGACAUUUACCGGGCACGUGGUUAAACCGGGUGUCGUAAGGGGAAUCAGGCCAAUGAACCGAAUGUAUUUCACGCUGAUACUUAUUUUACAGGUAAGUGAUUUAAUUUAGGUUUUAUAAUAACUAUUUCUCUCUCACUGAUUUGCUAAUAUUAAUCAUCGAAGUUCCACACAUACAAAUUUAAUUUCUGCACGUACUUUUAACUUUCUUGUCAAGGAUUGCAGUGGACAGCAAUUACACAAUGUUAUGAAGCAAUUUAUCACCAAUAACCGCACGGUCACCUUGCUACUUUUUGAGUGCGACUUUUUUGUUUUCUAAGUUUCUACCAGGCAUUCAAUUUUUUGUUACGACAGUCGAAGUUCUCCUUGCGACCACUCUAGUAAGCGACCUGCUCUAGUUACGACCACCUUUUUGAAACUCUGUUUUAGCUGUGACUUAAACUUCGUAUUAAAUGAAAAGCUCUCGUAAACGACCUCUCCUGUAAGCGACCGCGACCACGACCACUUUUGGGAUUACCCAACCUGAUUUUUCGUUUGUUUUUAAGCUCUCGUAAGCGACCACUCAGAGUCUUAUUCAUAUAAACCAACACUUAAAUGAAACUGCCCACUACGCUAAUGGUUCGUUGAUAAAGAUCGUGGGGUUCAAUUUUGGUCUAAAAAAUUGGACGUAAAGUUUAGCCGUGUCUAUAUCAGCUUAAGACACUCAUUAAACAUAAAGUUUCUUUUGUUUUUCUUUAUGAAUUUUUUAAUGACUUUCUGAAGCUCUGGUAAGCGACCACCCUCCAUUGUUUUACCAUGCGGUCGUUUAAAAUAUGAUUCAUUUCAUAUAUUUCAAUUGUAAGUGCUUAUUUUGAAUUUUACUCGUUUGGUUGUUACUGAAGAGAAAGCCAGUUUGAUUCUAGAUUCCCUUUAAGUUAUAUUUAUUACUUAUUUGCAAAACAUUCCAAAUCAGUGUGGUGCAAAAGUGAGGCAUUUUCCUAGAGAAAAAAGCAAGUUCUCCGUUUGUUUGUUUGUAUUUUUAUUGUUAUACUUCUACUUCUACUUAUACAUCACAGAUCCAGUGACAAGGCAACCAUCUAAUGAAAUAGCAUUACAUGGUGACUACAAUACCGACCACCAACGCAAUCUUAAUAUCAAUUUCGAUAUCGUGAAUCGGUAUUGUGCUAGAGGUCAUUUGACUCCAAACGCGGAUUUUUCAGACGGCGACGAACGUGCGCGCACCUAUGUAACAACCAACAUUGCACUAGCCUGCGUAGCAGGCGCUUGGAAGUAGCGGGCGAAAGAGAGAACGGGCGCGCGCGAGGGAGACACACAAGGGGUGAGGGAGCUUCCUCUCCCCUCGCGUGUCUCCUUCUCGCGCGCCCGUUUUUUCUUGUGCCCACUACUUCCAAGCGCCUGUUCUAGCGCGCCCGUUUUUUCUUGUGCCCACUACUUCCAAGCGCCUGCUACGCAGGCUAACAUUGCACCUCAGAGGUAGCUGUUCAAUGGCGGUAACUGGCAAAUAUUGGAAACCAUCAUACGAGGCUAUGCAAACUUUUCGGAAAAUCACCUGUUUGUGAUCACUGGGACGAGUAAGUAAAAAACGAAUGGCGACUAGCCGGCUGUCGUCAGUGUUGUUAACUUUUCCUCAUUUCAGCUCAGUUAUUUGCUAGAGAUCCCAUGCAGAACAACGCAAAGCUCAUGUUAGGAAAAGGGCCAAUAGUAGGAAUAAAAGGAAAACAAACCAAGAGAACAAAAAAAGUAUAAUAAUAAGUAUAAACAAACAACAACAACAACCAUAACUAAAAUACGUCUCAGCUCGCGGUCUAAUCUAAAGUAUUUUCAGUGCUGUCUCUUACAGAAAUUCUGCCGGAAAACUCCCUUUACAAACGCUGGUCGAGCCGUACCAUGUACUCAAAGAUAGAUUUCACGAAAAGUAAGUUUCUGGCGCUAAAAAACCGAACUGCAGUUCAUCUCAUUUGACGAAAUAUGGCCGACACGGCAGACACUGAAACUCGUCUGCAAAGUGAGAAGUAAUUUUCUCUUAUCUUGAAUGUCGCUCUUAUUUUGAAGCUAGCGGUCUAAAUCGCUUUCAUUUUCUCUUUAGAGUACUUCUGCCGUCGAAAUUCAAGUCAAAAACCAUUUCUUGACCGCUAGAAGGGUCGGACACAAAACAACUGGGACAAGUUUUUUUCGUCGCUAUUUCUUUGCUGACCUUUUUAGAGCUUUCAGUGAAUGAAUUAUGCACCCUUUAAGUUUUUCUAGAUUUAAAAAGGGUAAAUGUGCUUGCCAUUUAUUUUUUUUGUUGCCUAGUUAUUGAGAUGUUUUUACCAAAUUUGAAGUAAAAAGUAGAAGCAUAAUUUUUGCAUUUUUUGCUAAGAUGAGCAUGAUUUAUUAAAGAGGCCCUGUUAGAGGGAGUGCCCAUGUCCCCCGUCUGAAUUUCACAGCCAGCUAUGUCGCACUUUCGGAACAUUCUCGUGUCGCCUGUCGGAAUUUCAAUAACAUUAUUUGUUUAGCUCGUUGCCAGUCUGACAAUCCGCAUUCGCUGCGACGACGCCAACGGAACAUACGGCCUCUAUCUUUAGUACUUUUAAGCCCAGGGUUUUAAGACCUUUAUAAAUGUUUGAUAUUUAUUCAGACUACUUGGAAUAGUAAUUGAAGUCAAUAAAAUUCCAUUUAGUAAACUAUACAAUUUUAGAGAUAUUUUUAAAAUGGCUUGGAGUGAAUCGAGGCCUAAUCUGGCAAAACACUCGAGCUAUCAUAACGUUUCUAAAAUUCUGGUAGUGCAAGAAAGAGUCUAAUGUUUCUUCCGAGUUAAACUCUGAUUUAGUUGUCAGACUGUGCUUUUCCGUAACUAUAACAACCCAGGAGGAAGGACAUUAUCAACCAUUCAUUAUCUGUGAGGCAUGCGUUUACAAGAAGUCUGUGAAAAAUGAACUAAAGGUCCAGACGAUUUGGGCGGAUGACGGUUCUCCCGGAUGUUGUGCGAAGUGGGAUUCCUCCAAAGACGACGUCUGAUGGGUUUUCAUCAUCAUCAGAGUCGAGGUCGCUGUCCUCUUCACCGCCCUCUUUGUCUGGCAAAAGGUCUUCCACGUCAUUUUGGGUAUCGAAGAAAUGUUUCGUAUGAUACCUCCGUCACUUUCACAUAAUCGCACCAUUUUUCAAAAUGCUCUUCCCCCACUUUACUGACGAUAGCAUCUCGGUGGAUUCGUACGCUUUCAUUCAAAGUAAACAGCAGACAGUCUUCAAAUGAAGAAACAAACAACUCAAUAUCACAAAAAGAAUUCUCUUCCUUGUCGGUGACAUAAGCUACGACAAUUCCAACAAAGAGGGGUCCCCUGUUCGGGUAUCCACGUAUGUUGUCGCGCUUGACGACCACAACACUGUUGGCCUCAAAUAAAAUGGCUCCUAUGACAGCUUCCUGCUCAAUCUCUGUGACCACUGUUUCUCUAGCUGUGAGGUCGCCUGUGGUGGAAAAAUCUAAUGGUCUUGGAGGCUGAUCUGGUGUUGUGUAUGCGAACAAUGGAAGUGUACCUACAUUGUCCUUGGUACUUUGAUUUCGAACGUCACGCAACGCUCCUCCCCACUAACUUGUGGGGAGGAGCGUUGCGUGACGACACUAAAAACAGCUGUGUAGCGUGCUAUGUUGCCACUAGCACGUACCAUUUCUCGACAGAGAGGCAAAUUCCGUCACAUUCUUCCGUGCAUUCCGUGCACAAAUUUUGGCGAGUCCCGCCUCCCAGGUAGCAGUCAAAUCCCGUUUCCCGUCAAGAUAUUUUGUGUUUUCCCGAAUCUCUUACCGAGACUACCCUUCAAGACGCUGUUCAUUGUUACUAUUAUGAGUUUUCUUUGGUGUAACAUGGAUUUUAAAAGGUAGAUUUCAGGGAAAACUUGUCUGUGAACUGAGAUGCACUGGCAAAUAUUCAUUUAACUCGACUUUCUUUUGAAGCUACCGGUCCAAAUUGCUUAAAUGUUCCCUGUACAAUACUUCUGCAUCGAACUGUAACGCUAAAUACAUUUCUUGAUCGCCGCUAAAACUCAAACUGCAAGGCCUUCGGCCUCGCUACUCGAGGAACAGCUGUUGGGAUUAUCGGCCGAGUGCUGUAUUGUUUUGGCGGGGAGGGGGGGGAGGGGGGCUGCGAGAAGAUUGGGAACAAGUCAAAUUGAUACCUGGUGUAGCUGCACGCAGUUUCACUGGAUUAGCGAGCGAGUGCUGCCAAGAGACAACCCCGGACAUAACAAUCCCGCCAGCUACACAGGCUAAGCAAUUCUUUGAUUUACACACGGUGUGUAUCGAUACAAAUGCGCCAUGUAAGUAUGGCGUUUUGUUGUGUAUUUUUUGUAUCUGUUGUUGUUGUUGUUGUCGUUUUGCGAUUUAAUCAACAUAGAGCGGCUUAUACUUAUCCUGGUUUACAUAUAAAGGAGUAAAAUUCGUACAAUAACUAGGAAAUAAAAUAUUAAGCUAGAUUACUUGACAAAAGUUAUGUUUGGUAGUUUAUUAAAGCAAGAGCUUUUUUCUGCUUGUCAUAAAUAACGUUAUACGCCCACGUGGCUUUCGAAGUUAAGCUUUUCUCGUUUUUAUCAAGGUGGGAGCGCAAGGAAUUUGAAUGGAGCUGUUGUCUGGCUGAAUAAUCGAGUUCUGGCACCAGGAUAUUAUUGGAAGGCUGUGUGUGACCCAAUCAACAAGCAAUCCAUUUUUUUUUUCGCUGAAAACAACGUUGGUAACGUGGAUAAUGUGCAAGAAAAGGGUUGCUUCAAUAUAAAGCAAACCAAGAGAUAUGGUGUAAUAAAGUGCGACAGUAUCUCAAACGCCGAGGCCAAAUUUGGCAAAUUGCCAGAUUUUCAUAAGACGAAUUGCAAACCUGAUGAAGGAGGUAGUAAAUUUAAGGAAUAUGUCAUGACUAACAAUAAGUACAAAAUGUUUAUGUAA